This is a messenger RNA of Sordaria macrospora k-hell, 417 nucleotides long. RefSeq lists its product as uncharacterized. The record is from RefSeq and is a predicted model, not a curated record. NCBI's taxonomy places the organism in Eukaryota, Fungi, Ascomycota, Sordariomycetes, Sordariales, Sordariaceae. Gene Ontology annotation, cellular component: EMC complex. Gene Ontology annotation, biological process: protein folding in endoplasmic reticulum.
AUGACGUGGAUAUCCAAAACCAUCACCGUCUUUGGCGGCCUUCUCCUCGCCCAUGCAUGCUACUCGGCCCAAGAGCACGCAGCACUGCAAUCCUUCAAGGCAGCGGCCACGAGCACACUCACCUCGUCCACCCCGGUCGCAUCGUCGCUACCUGUGGACAUUGCCAUCGAGACCAUCGUUGCGACCCUAGUUACCGUGCUUGGUCUGGUUCUGGGAACGCGCCCGCUUCGGCCGAUUCAGUGGCGCGUCUGGGCCGGCAAGAUUGAGCGGGAAGGCGAGGAAGGGUUCUUGGGCAACAACGGAGAGGUGGAAAAGGACUACAUGGGCAACCCCUUCAGCUAUCUGGAGAGUAGACCCAGCUUUGUCGACAUUCGAAAGCAGCGCAAAGAGUUUGCCGAUUUUGUUGUGAAGCAGUGA